Erythranthe guttata (spotted monkey flower) is the source of this 2424-nucleotide messenger RNA. Its product is annotated as pleiotropic drug resistance protein 2. Gene Ontology annotation, cellular component: membrane. The record is from RefSeq and is a predicted model, not a curated record. Gene Ontology annotation, molecular function: ATP hydrolysis activity; ATP binding; ABC-type transporter activity. NCBI's taxonomy places the organism in Eukaryota, Viridiplantae, Streptophyta, Magnoliopsida, Lamiales, Phrymaceae.
GACAUAGUAAAGACAAAAACAUGAAUACUUUAGAACAGAUGUAUGUGAUUUGUACAUUGAUAUUGCCGUUAGCUGACAAAAAAUAGAAUUUAUGUAUGUAUCAUUUUGUCUGAAAAAAUUCUCUUAUACCAAUUUUUGUCACUAAUCUCCGUUUCUCUUUCGUGCUAUUUCGUAUAUAAACGAACUCCGAAAACCUUCCAAUUCACCAAAUUAUCUUUCUGCAGUUCCCUAAACCAAAAACAAUAUCGAACACGGUUUCUUUUUUCAUCUUUUUUUCGUUGGCGGUUACAUAUUUUUGUAGCAGGCUACUAAAAUGGCUGCUGCAGUGACACGAGAUGAGUUGACUAGGUCAAUGAGCCGUAGGGCCAGCUUUUCAUCGUCACCGAGCACAAAGGGCUGGGCUUCGGCUAGUAUCCGGGAGGCGUUCGGAGCGCCAGGUGGCGAUGUAUUCCAAAAGAGCGGGAGAAAAGACGACGAGGAAGAGCUUAAGUGGGCCGCUAUUGAAAGGCUGCCCACUUACGAUCGAAUGAGAAAGGGAAUCUUGAAGCAAGUUUUGGACAAUGGAAGAAUCGUGCAUGGAGAAGUCGAUUUUGCUAAUCUCGGUUUGCAGGAUAAGAAGCAAAUUAUGGAUAAUAUGUUGAAAGCGUUUGAAGAUGAUAACGAGAGGUUGCUUCUUCGGCUCCGAGAAAGGAUUGAUAGGGUGGGGAUCGAGCUUCCGCAAUGUGAAGUCAGAUUCGAACAUUUAUCGGUCGAAGGAGAUGCUUUUGCUGGAAGCAGAGCACUUCCGACUCUGUACAAUUCUACCGUAAAUGCCCUUGAGGGAAUUCUAAGUUCCGUAAGGAUUUUGUCUUCGAAAAAGAAGAAUGUCAAAAUACUAAGUGAUGUAUCCGGAAUAGUGAAACCGUCAAGAAUGGCACUUCUUUUGGGACCUCCGAGCUCCGGAAAAACUACAUUGCUAAAAGCACUUGCUGGAAAGCUGGAGCAGAGUCUUAGGGAAAGCGGGAAGAUAACUUAUUGCGGCCACGAACUGAGGGAAUUUAUUCCUCAGAGAACUUGUGCUUACAUAAGUCAACAUGAUCUUCAUCACGGAGAAAUGACGGUUAGGGAAUCUUUGGAUUUUGCGGGCCGUUGCUUCGGUGUUGGAGCGAGAUAUGAACUUUUGGCCGAGUUGUCGAGGCGGGAAAAAGAUGCUGGUAUCAAACCAGAUGCCGAAAUUGAUGCCUUUAUGAAAGCCAUUUCAGUAGCUGGACAAAAGACUAGUUUGGUCACUGACUAUGUGCUCAAGAUACUUGGACUGGAUAUUUGUUCCGAUACUAUGGUCGGAGAUGAAAUGAGAAGGGGUAUUUCCGGAGGACAAAAGAAGCGUGUGACAACCGGAGAAAUGUUGGUGGGGCCCGCAAAAGUUUUCUUCAUGGACGAAAUAUCGACCGGUCUCGAUAGUUCAACCACAUUUCAAAUAAUCAAAUAUAUGAAGCAAAUGGUUCACAUAAUGGAUAUAACAAUGAUAAUCUCCCUUCUCCAACCAGCACCCGAAACUUUCGAUCUUUUCGAUGAUAUAAUUUUGCUUUCGGAAGGUCAAAUAGUCUAUCAGGGCCCACGUGAAAGCGUGCUCGAUUUUUUCGAGAGCGUUGGAUUCAAAUGCCCCGAAAGAAAAGGAGUCGCGGAUUUUCUUCAAGAAGUUACUUCAAAUAAAGAUCAAGAACAAUAUUGGUCGAGAAAGAACAUACCGUACAAAUAUGUAUCGGUAUCGGACUUUGUGCAUUACUUUAAAUCUUUCUACGUCGGGCAGAAAAUAUUCGGCGAAUUGGGAAUUCCUUACGACAAGAGUAGAGCUCAUCCAGCUACUUUGGUGAAGGAUAAAUACGGUAUUUCCAACAAAGAUCUUUUCAAGGCGUGUUUGUCGAGGGAGUGGUUGUUAAUGAAGAGAAACUCGUUCGUGUACAUUUUUAAAACCACGCAGAUUACGAUUAUGGCUCUUUUUACUUUUACGGUGUUCUUUCGAACGGAGAUGAAGCACGGGCAUAUAGACGACGGGAGAAAAUUUUACGGGGCUCUAUUUUUUAGUCUUAUUAAUGUGAUGUUUAAUGGGAUGGCGGAAUUAGCAAUGACCAUUUUUCGGCUUCCCGUGUUUUUCAAACAAAGGGAUGCUUUGUUUUAUCCGGCUUGGGCUUUUGCGCUACCGAUUUGGCUACUAAGGAUUCCAAUCUCGAUUAUGGAAUCCGGGAUAUGGAUUGUUCUCACUUAUUACACCGUUGGAUUUGCUCCGGCCGCUAGUAGGUAAGUGCUUUCGCAUUUCUGUUUUGUUGGAGAUAUAAAUAUUAAAUCGGGUUUACUGCAUUCAACACCCUGUGUUUUCUCUAAUUGUUAAAGAAAACCCCAACCCCCCCUAUGAUUCAUUUUUAAACCAAACGGCCCAAAACGAAC